UCGGUAGGUGGCGUCUACGCAGACGUGUCGAAUUUUCAUUCAUACGGUACAUUCCCCCGUUGUCUUCCCUGUUUGCCGACUAAGGACACGUCGCUUUAGCGAUUUAAAACGGCACUACCUCGCGCAAGUCACUGCUCGUGCAACUUUGUUACACCCGGUCAGCCAAGGCGCAGCAAGGACCGGUAAAGAUGCCGUCGACGGUUCACUACCCCGCAAUUCUUCUCUACACGUUGUCUCUGCUGGCAGUGUUUCUCGUCGCGGACUCCAAAACUCUGAAAGAAGGCGAUUGUGAAGUGUGUGUUGGAGCAUUGAAGAAGCUCCAUGACAGGUUGGAGGUUGAGGAGCGGUCUAACGAGGGCUCCGUUGAGGCUGGCUUCCUGGAGUUCUGCAAGACGUCCAAAGGGCCUGAGCACCGCUUCUGUUACUACGUCGGUGGUCUGGAAGAGUCUGCCACGAAGAUUGUGAACGAACUGACAAAGCCAUUCAGCUGGGGGAUGCCUGCACUCAAAGUCUGCGAGAAGCUUGUUGCCAAGGAUUCGCAGAUCUGUGACCUUAAGUACCCGAAGGUCAUCGACCUCAAAACAGUGAACCUGAAGAAGCUGAAGGUCAAGGACCUGAAGAAGAUCCUGAGCGACUGGGACGAACGCUGCGAGGGCUGCGUAGAGAAGACGGACUUUGUGAAGAGGAUAGAAGAGUUGAAGACGGUGCACAUGCGCGAGGAACUUUGAUGGGUGGGAGACGCCCACAGUGCACCGCCAGCUCUUUGUCACAACUCAGCCACCCUGUACAGCCCUGCCACAGCCUUUUCGCCACAUUGCGUCAUGCGUUCCUUGGGGAAAGGGGGGAGGGGGUCCUAAUUUAUCAACUUUCUAUUGAGAGUCAUGUACAAAGCAUCCAUUAAAAUGUCUCUUUGUUUAUGCACACACAA
Messenger RNA from Ixodes scapularis (black-legged tick), 928 nucleotides. RefSeq names its product mesencephalic astrocyte-derived neurotrophic factor homolog (gene Manf). Bases 189 to 728 code for a protein of 179 amino acids. The record is from RefSeq and is a predicted model, not a curated record. NCBI's taxonomy places the organism in Eukaryota, Metazoa, Arthropoda, Arachnida, Ixodida, Ixodidae. Gene Ontology annotation, biological process: neuron projection development; dopaminergic neuron differentiation. Gene Ontology annotation, cellular component: endoplasmic reticulum. The transcript has 4 exons.